Messenger RNA from Colletotrichum abscissum, 1650 nucleotides. RefSeq lists its product as uncharacterized. NCBI's taxonomy places the organism in Eukaryota, Fungi, Ascomycota, Sordariomycetes, Glomerellales, Glomerellaceae. The coding region runs from base 1 to 1650 and encodes 549 amino acids. The record is from RefSeq and is a predicted model, not a curated record. The transcript has 2 exons.
AUGUGCGAAGACUCAAGCUCCUAUCAAUGGGACUACGGCCAGCUUUUGGUCAACAGCAGUCAUCUCUUCUCCAACGCGUCUCGAUCCAUUACUUCUACGCGUCAAGUAAUUACAAUAGGGCCUUUGCGUCGGCCUUCGAUCUAUGCCAGCUUCACGGUGGCAAAUUUCUCGCAAAUGGCAAAGCAGACCUCGGGAAUUUCCUACGGAGAUUACGACAACACCUCGGUCAUCACAGUUGUCAGGAAUGUCGAUAACAUCCACCACCCAAUUCCAUCUCAUGUUCCCGGAGAGCUCUUUUGCAGCCAUUCCGGGUCCUUCAGCGUCUCAUCGGUCUGUGCUGAAGCGCGGGAAGAGCAUCAGAGGCCUGAGCUCAUCACGGAAGUAAUUGGAGAUAUUGACGAGUUACUGUCUAGCCUUAAGCUUGGACACUUUCGGGAGGGACUUGCUUGGGACUACCGUGAAAGGGACUUUUUCAUUGCAUCUCAAGAGCCUCUGCCACUGCAAAUCCCGGCGAAGAGCAAGCCAAUCAUUCACGGAAGCCAACCUAUACACCCCAACGCUGAGGCAAAGCCAUUGUUCACCAUAAAUGAGGAAGUCAACAACCGCGGAAAUGGACCUUCCAAUCAACCGACUUUGCCUAUGGCCCUUCCUUUAACAAAGCACAACGGCUUUGUUGACCCAUCUAUGGUCCCCGCGCCUCUGAGCAUCAUCAAGCGAUCCAAGGCUGAUGCUAGCCGCAAAUUCAAGCGUCCAUCUCCACUGCGUGCUCGAGGUAACAAAAAGCCGACUGAGCCCAGAGACAUCGAGUAUACCAGAAGACAACAAACCAGAUUGCGACCGGACUCGCCUCCAUCUCUCGGUCCUCUCCUCGACGAGAGCGCAUUUGGCACUCCUGUGGUUCCCUUCCUACCCAUUGUCGAGCCUCGUCAGCUCUUCUUUCCUUCGCCAAAUUCGAUCGCUUACCUCGAGCACGAGCUUUCUGACGUGAUCGAUCUCGACACUGAUGAUGACGCUACGGUCAUUGAGGCUCCCACUAGCGCUGCUGGCGUUUCUCAGUGGGACGAAGAAGAUUCCAUUGACUUCUUGCUCGGCCCCAUCGCAAAUGCGCCGCCUCCCGUACCACCACACAGAGUGCUUGCCCAGCCGCAAGACCCCUUGUUAAACCGAGGCGUUGUGCUUGGCUGGCUGGAAGAUUCGGAGACUGUCAGCGGUGGCCAGGAUGCUACCAGCCAUAACGAGUUUGGUGCUCCUCGUCCCUGUCGUGUUCGAGACGUUAAUGCCAGUAGCAAUGACGAAGCCGAUACCCCUUGUCCGCUUCGUGCUCAAGACGUCAACGCUCGCGUCAAUGCCGGCAUCGAUGCUCUGAUCUACCCGAUUGUGCAGGCCGAGAACGACUUCGCGUAUUAUGAGGAUGACUUCCUUCACGAAGUCAUGACUGCUGUGAGUGAGACCCAAGCAACUGACCUAGAUGAGCAGCUUCGGCUCCUAGGUCCAGUCUAUCCAAGCAGAAUCCUCCUGUGGCCUUUGCACCAUCCCGCCACGGACACUGAACCCGAGAAUGCCUCUCAAGAGAGCGUCGAGCGUAGUCAAUCAACUCCCGUAUCGACCGUCACUGAAGAGCUUCCCGAGAGCCCCAAGUGUUUUUUGUGA